Pectinophora gossypiella (pink bollworm) is the source of this 2813-nucleotide messenger RNA. RefSeq names its product serine/threonine-protein kinase 17A (gene Drak). Gene Ontology annotation, biological process: intracellular signal transduction; positive regulation of apoptotic process; protein phosphorylation. Gene Ontology annotation, cellular component: nucleus. The transcript has 8 exons. Gene Ontology annotation, molecular function: ATP binding; protein serine/threonine kinase activity. The record is from RefSeq and is a predicted model, not a curated record. Lineage: Eukaryota; Metazoa; Arthropoda; Insecta; Lepidoptera; Gelechiidae. Bases 421 to 1953 code for a protein of 510 amino acids.
CUUCAUCAACGGCAGAAACGUGUACGGCGAAGUGCGGUCGACUCGUCGAUGCGCUGCUGUUCCGCCGCGCUUGUCAAUUUAUAUCAGUUUUUCCGAAACGCGUGUGUAAAUAAACAACUUAUUACUUUUCAUUUGCAAUAUAAUGACGAAGUGAUUUAAAAGUUUGUUCUAUUCGUGUAUAUUUACAGUGGAGCGUUUGAAUGAAACCGUAACCGCUUCUCGCAAUGACAAGGGAGAGCACUCUGUUACCUUUUGAGAAACCGGAGGCAUUAAAAUAUUUCAUGGUGGUCUAAUUGAUGCUUCUUUUGCGUAAAUAAGUGUAUUAUUUGCAUGUAAGAACUACUGUGUAUCGUUUUAGUGACACUUGGAAGUAAAUAUUUAGUUGUUUCGACUCGAUCGUUAGUCGUCUACACGUUGAAAAUGAGUGUUUUGAGUGGUUUGAACAAGGCUGACUUCAAGACGGCAAGCGAUGGCCUGCUGGAACUGUCUGAGGAGCGGCUCAGGAGCAUCAUGCGCUCGGAGCCCAUCACCGACGUCUACCAUGUCGAGCAGACACCCUUUGCAAGGGGCAAAUUCGCGUCGGUCCGCAAACUGCGCCAUCUAGUGUCAGGCGAGGAGUACGCCGCCAAGUUUAUACGCAAGAGACGACGCGCGGCUGACACUACGCGCGAGAUACAGCAUGAGGUGGCCGUGCUGGCGCUCUGUCACGGCUGCACGCGCGUCGUGCGCUUGCACGAGGUGUACGAAACCCGUUCAGAAGUGGCCAUAGUCCUUGAACUCUGCGCCGGGGGCGAGCUUCAGCGUUUAUUGGACGAAGAGGAGCGGCUGACAGAGGGCGCGGCCCGCCGGGCGCUCCGCCACGUGUUAGAGGGUCUAGCCCAUCUGCAUGCCCGCCGCGUGGCCCACCUCGACCUGAAGCCACAGAACCUCCUGCUGUCAGCAGCGGGCGAUGAACUGCUGAUAUGUGACUUCGGCAUCAGUCGGGCAAUACAGCCCGGAGCGCAUGUCCGAGAGAUUUUGGGCACCAGGGAUUAUGUCGCCCCAGAAAUCCUCUCCUACGAGCCGUUAUCCCUGGCCGCGGACAUCUGGUCGGUCGGCGUGCUGGCUUAUGUGCUGCUCAGCGGCUACUCGCCCUUCGCAGGAGACACCAAACAGGAGACGUACUUGAACAUCGCACAGUGCCAGCUCUCCUUCCCCAAGGAGCUGUUCCGCGGCGUCUCUCAGCGAGCCGUCAGCUUCAUACAGGAGACCCUCGUUGUUGACCCCAAGGGCCGUCUUACAGUGGACGAGUGCCUGGAGCACCCCUGGUUAAAAGACGACUCGGACAUCCCGGCGGUCAUCGUCGGCGCCGGCUUCCAGUCCGCGGAGCUGGACGACGACGACUAUAUUACCAACACGGGCACCAACGGUCACAGCGGCACCAACGGGCACGGCACCAAUGGGCACGGCACCAACGGGCAUAGCGCCAAUGGUGUCAACGUUAGCAGCGUUAGCGUGGUUGUCAACGGUGUCAACGGACAUGUCAACGGAGUUAAUGGUGUCAACGUAUGUAACGGCACCAAUGGCACACAUGAUGAGAAGGAGUGUGAGAACGAGUCCGGGCGGGCGGCGUCCCCGGCGGCGGAGCCCCGCGCGGAGGCCGAGGAGCGCGCAGCGGCGCCGGGCGCGGUCAAACAUGCGCAUGCGCGGGAUGUAUCGCCACCUUUCCCCGAUGCACCCUCCACGCCUAAAGUGUCACGCAAGUCCGCGCCGGCGCCGCCGUCAGUGCUAGCGCUGUGCAAGAAGUUCCAGCCCGACUACGAGAAGCCCGCGACCUUAGCGCCGGCCGUGUCGCCCAACAUGUCGGGCAGCAUGUCAGGCAGCCUGCAGGGCAGCAUGUCGGGCGAGUGCGCAUGCGGGCGGCUGCGGCCGGCGCGCCCGCCGCCGCCGCCCGACCGCGCCGUGCUGUGCUAGCGCCUGCUGCGCUGCUACUGCCCGGCCUUCAGGUAGCCGCUAGUAGGCGCUGCAAGUGCCGAAUGCGCCAGCGCCGGCACACGCGUGAUGUAAAUACGUAGCUUAAGUUAGUUAGGAUUACACCAGUUGUAUUAUAUUAUUGAGUAGGGGCCCGAUUACGCGAACUCGGAUCUACUUAACGACGCGAGCGGGCGAGGACCGCUCGAGUCGCUCGCGAGUUCGUUUAGUAAUCGCGUUCCUACCGCGAUGGUACAAAAAGCAUAAUUAUACGCGAACAUCAGUUAACGAGGGCUUGUAAAUGUGUUCGUUAGUUACCCGCGAGGCCGAGAGCGCCACCUCGCGGGAGUUGUACAUAAUGAGUGUAACCGGCCACCGUCGCCCGCGUUAUAUACUUACUUAGGUAAUAAAUUGUUAAUGUGUCGAUCACAUCGCGUGACAUUAUAUUUUAGAGUAAGUGUUUAGAUGAUUUUAACAGAGUAAUGUAUGUUACGUAGGUCGAAACAGUAGCCACUGCCGGCGUUCGCCCCGAGCGGGACCAAAAUUUGUUAGUCGCAAAUUCCAUAUCGAUAGUUGUUUGUAAAUGAAAUUUUAUCACUAGAAGUGCUCGUUUCUGGGUUGUUGUUAGAUAGAGAAAUCGUUUAGAGUAUGAGCUCAAAUUUUGCGACUUAUUUCUAUGAAUUGGAGUGCCUUUGCGCUGGAGCUUAGUUAAUUCUCCAUACUUAACGAAAUGAUUUCCAUUUUAUUGUGUAAUUACUUUGUCCUUUCCAAGGAUGUCAUUUCUAACCUAAGGGAAGAUUUAUACCUUGUGAGAGCUGUUGUGAUUCAUAACUCAUUUGUAAAAAUAAAUUAUUGUGAUACAA